UCUAGUAAAGAUGUUAGCGGCAUUGCUGCUCAUAUUCCUUCUUCUUGAUGGUUUUCCUGCGGGAAGUUCCACCUCUCUUAAUUCCGGUGACGAGAAGAGGUCAGAUUUACAGUGGUUUUCUUGGUGCCAUGGCGGAUCAAGGAAGGAGGUUGCAGGCAAGAAAGGUCACUUUAGAUGUGCAAGCAGCAUUGUUCAUGAAAAGAUGGCCGUCCCGUAUUGGGUGCCAAGAUAUACAAAGGCAAGACAAAGGAGGCCAAUAUUACAUAAGCCCCUAUUAGAACCACCGGUCACCAAUGGUAGAGGUAGUGGUUAUGGAAGUGGUGUUGGCUCUCCAAUCCUUUCGCCGCCGCCACCGCCGCCUAUAUAUGGUAGUGGUGGUGGUUAUAGUUAUGGUUAUGGUGGUGGUAGUGGUAAUGAUCACUAUAGUUAUGGCAAUGGUUAUGGCGGUGGUGGUAGUGGUAAUGGUUAUGGUUAUGAUUAUGGCAAUGGUGGUGGUGGUGGUGGUUAUUUGCUACCACCACCGCCGGCGUAGAUAUUGGCUUAAGAAGAACGACUUCUUCUAUACUUUGUGACACAUUUUUAGUUGGUUUCAUUCUGCCUUGAUCACCAAAGAAAAUAAUAAAUGUUUCUGUAUGAUUGGAUUUAUGUUCCCCUCUUUAUACAAUAAAUGUUCGUCUGUGAUUUGAUUUGAUU
Nelumbo nucifera (sacred lotus) is the source of this 693-nucleotide messenger RNA. The record is from RefSeq and is a predicted model, not a curated record. Lineage: Eukaryota; Viridiplantae; Streptophyta; Magnoliopsida; Proteales; Nelumbonaceae.